Cryptomeria japonica (Japanese cedar) is the source of this 2129-nucleotide messenger RNA. Its product is annotated as cytoplasmic tRNA 2-thiolation protein 2. Gene Ontology annotation, biological process: tRNA wobble position uridine thiolation. Gene Ontology annotation, cellular component: cytosol. The transcript is spliced from 7 exons. Gene Ontology annotation, molecular function: tRNA binding; sulfurtransferase activity. NCBI's taxonomy places the organism in Eukaryota, Viridiplantae, Streptophyta, Pinopsida, Cupressales, Cupressaceae. The record is from RefSeq and is a predicted model, not a curated record. Bases 271 to 1785 code for a protein of 504 amino acids.
AGCAUGAAAUGAAGGGUGAAGUGCAGGCUAUGCUUGUCUGCAUAUGUCCUUAUAUUCGUUCACACAAUUUCGAAUAGUUAAUUUCAAACCUAGAGAAUGACAGGUAUGUUUGUUUGAUCGAAGCACAAAAGAAUUAGAAUAUAGUUAAGCAAAGACGAGCAUUUUUGGCUUUUAAGAAUUGCACGAUACAGCAAUCCGAAUUUCUGGGUCUCUGCUUCAAAUCGAUUAUAUGAAUCGAACUCAUUAAUUUGUUGACCAUUGGGUUUGGAAAUGGAUUGCGGGGUGCAGUGCAAUGGCGCAUUCUGCAGUGGCGGGACACCUGAAGCCUCUUCGUCUUGCUCUUCUUCUUCCUUAGUUUGUGGUAAUGGAAGGAAGGGGAAAACGGGGAACGAAAUCCAUAGCUUUUGCUCAAAGUGCAAGGAGAAAGAAGCCCAAGUGAAGGCCAACCAGACGGAAGGACUGUGCGGGGAUUGCCUUCACGCCACUCUCCUGGCUAAAUUCAAGGGAGCAGUGAAUUCUAAUGGCAUGAUCCUGCCAACAGACAAACUACUCCUCGCAUUUUCUGGAGGCCCAGCUUCUAGGGUUGCUUUGGAGUUCAUACGAGAAAUUCAAUCUAAAGUACAGAGAGAUUCAGAUGCAAGCAAAGACAAUAGUCUUCGUAUAUUUCAAUUUGGAGUGGCUUUUGUGGAUGAGAGUGCAGCAUUGCAACUCACUUUUCAUGAAGCAUGUCAGGUGAUUGAAGGGAUCAAGUCCAUUGUUUCUGAUAAAGUACAUCAACAAGAGGAUCUGCAUAUUGUCCCCAUUGAAAGCAUUUGGUCCACAGAUGAUUCAGAUGGCAAACAAAAAUUGUCAGAUUUGUUAGAAAGCAUGCAAGAUGCAACGGGAAAGGAAGAUUUGCUGGGUUACAUUCGAUUGCAAGUCUUACAGAAGAUUGCUGUAGAACAUGGCUAUAGCAAGUUGAUUUUAGGUCUGUGUACAACAAGGAUUGCAACGCAUGUAGUUGCCUCAACCGUAAAGGGACAAGGAUACUGUUUACCUGGAGAUGUGCAGUAUGUUGAUGCAAGAUGGAAGGUUCCUGUUCUUCUUCCUCUCCGAGAUUGUGUUGCAAAAGAGCUAACCAUGCUUUGUCAUGUAAAUAGUUGGAAGACAAUUUUCACAAAAGCUUUAUCUACACUUGCUGGUUCUCAUUUCAGUGUGAACAGUUUAGUAGAAUCAUUCGUUGCAUUGUUGCAGGAAGAAAAUCCUUCGAGAGAGCGUACAAUAGCGCGAACAGCAGAGAAACUUAAACCCUUUGGCUUCAACAGACUUCCAGAAACUGAUACUGUUCGCCAGUUGUCUCAUAGGAGGAGUGAUGCCUCACAACAUUGCAGGAGUGAUGAUAAUACCUCUUUAGAAUUGCUUUGUCCAAUUUGUAGUGCUCCAUUGAACGAGAAGGAUUUCAUGGAGAUUAGAAAGGGUUUUGGGACUAAUUUAGACUUGACAUCUUUACAAGCAGCCCUUAAAAAUAGAGAAACAAGAUUGGAUUUGCCUUCACCAGUAUUUCAUUGCUUGUGUUGUCCUAGUUGUCAAUUUCAGAUUCUCCAGGAACAGAAGCCAUCUGGUCAGUUUGUUUAUUCACUGUUACCAGAUAUAAUGAAGAAGAGAGCAAUAGAAAAUAUCAUUUCAAAUGAUAGUUGGAUGAGGAGGCGAAUUGAGGAUUGCUUGUUUUCUGAUGACGAUGGAGAUGAAGUUCAGGAUGCUGACUUGGAGGAGGUGACAAAGAAGAUGGAGAAGUUUGGAAAGUAAAGUGCAUUUCUGGGUUGUCACGACAUGUUUUUAAUCCAAAUGAUGGUGAUGGAUAAGUCACACACUAUCUUGCACAUGACAAUCUCAUUAUUAACUUGAUGGAGAUAAUAACUUUGCGGUGAUCUAAUAUGCAACAUAGUGGCAGAGUUGAGCAAUCAUAAUUAUCAAUCUGUCAUAAUCGCUUUCACUGCAAACUCUCGUCUUAACUUAAGUCAAAAUGUGCAAACCUCUCGAGUGUUUUUGUAAAAUCUAGCUAAUUUAAGGAUUGAACAUUUUCUCGCAUCAGUCAAUAUUUGUAUACUUUUGAGUUUAAAUCAUAUCUAUAAGAAGGGAAUGAUAUGAAA